CCCAGCACUCUCUCACUUCUGGCCAGGGAACGUGGAAGGCGCAGCGACAGGGAGCCGGCCAAGGAGGGCGAGUGCAAAGAAGGAAAUAAGCAAAGAAAGAGGGUUAACCAAAUAACACAAACAGCCCGAGUUGCGGCUGGAGAGACCGAGACCCGGCGCAAGAGCGCGCAACCCCAAGGGGAGAAGAACAGAAGGCAGCAGAGCGCGCUCACCGCCGACUUUUGCUUCUGCUGCUGCUUGCUUUUUUUUUUUUUUUUUUAAACAAGAAGGCGCUAGCGGCAGCCUCACACGCGAGCGCCACGCGAGGCUCCUGAAGCCAACCUGCGAAGGGAGGAGGGGAGGGAGGAGGCGGGGUGGAGGGAGGAGGAGACGUAUUUGCACCUUCCUCGCUCCCACCCUACGAAGUCUCUCCUGGGGAUUUUGUAUUUUUGUAACUUACCUCGGGACUCCAGCUUUAUCUCUCCCCUUCUCUCCCUUCUCUGUUCGUGCCCCUCCCCGUCCUGUCUGUGUCCCCCUAGCGUGCGUCCCGCACCUCGCGUCCCCGCUCGCUCCGAUCGCGCGACUCCUUGGCCGCCGCUGUGCAUGGAGAGCUCUGCCAAGAUGGAGAGCGGCGGCGCCGGCCCGCAGCCCCAGCAGCCCUUCCUGCCGCCCGCAGCCUGCUUCUUUGCCACGGCGGCGGCACAGAGCGCGCAGCAGCCUCCGCCGCCGCCGCCGCCGCCGCCGCAGCUGAGCCCCGCGGCCGACGGCCAGCCCUCAGGGGGCGGUCACAAGUCAGCGCCCAAGCAAGUCAAGCGCCAGCGCUCUUCGUCUCCCGAACUGAUGCGCUGCAAACGCCGGCUCAACUUCAGCGGCUUUGGCUACAGCCUGCCGCAGCAGCAGCCGGCCGCCGUGGCGCGUCGCAACGAGCGCGAGCGCAACCGUGUCAAGCUGGUCAACCUGGGCUUCGCCACCCUUCGGGAGCACGUACCCAACGGCGCGGCCAACAAGAAGAUGAGCAAGGUGGAGACGCUGCGCUCCGCCGUCGAGUACAUCCGCGCGCUCCAGCAGCUGCUGGACGAGCACGACGCGGUGAGCGCCGCCUUCCAGGCCGGUGUCCUGUCGCCCACCAUCUCCCCCAACUACUCCAACGACAUGAACUCCAUGGCCGGCUCGCCGGUCUCAUCCUACUCUUCGGACGAGGGCUCCUACGACCCUCUCAGUCCCGAGGAACAAGAACUGCUCGACUUCACCAACUGGUUCUGAGGGGUUCGGCCUGGACAGGCCCUGGUGCGAAUGGACUUCGGAAGCAGGGCCUACACAACCUGCAUCUUUAGUGCUUCCUCCUCAGCGAUGUUGGAAGGGAGAAGAAAGAAGAAGAGAAUAAGAAGAAAACAAACCCAGGCACCCCAACCCCUACAUCAACUAAGCGCCGCAAGCCUGAGAAGCAAGGCUCUCGCAAAACAGGGAUGCGCUCAGAACAGUAUCUUUGCACUCCAAUCAUUCACGAAGAUAGAGUGACUAGGACCCUAGGAUGACUAGGAUGCACAGAUUGCAGCUUGUGUGCAAAAGCAGUGGGUUCCUGGCGUAAGGGAGCAGCACACGCCCUGUAGGAACACCCACCCACCGCUAACAGGCAGAGCUGACCUCCCCGCCCUCUCUUGAAAGCGCAGUUCUUCGGCCCUCUAGAAAUGGGUUGGUGUCCUUCCUCUCUGUAUGCCCCACCCUGACAAAGCUGUGGAUGUUUGUCUGCAGUGAAAGUAUGCUGUUUGAAACCCCGAUCCUCUGGGGGUUUUGAAAACCCCCAGCCUCUUGGGGCCCCCCUCCCCAAGCUUCACUCCCUCACACCAUCUUUUCCACCAUUUUCAUCAUAGAAUGCUUCCAAUCUUUCGUGAAUUUUUUUUAUUAUAAGAAAAAUCUAUUUGUAUCUAUCCUAACCAGUUUGGGGAUAUAUUAAGAUAUUUUUGUACAUAAGAGAGAAAGAAAGAAAAAAAAUUUAUAGAGUUUUGUACAAAUGUUUUAAAAUGUGUAUAUCUUGAUACUUUACCAUGUAAUGCUAUUACCUCUGCAUAUCUUAGAUGUGUAGUUCACCUUACAACUGCCAUUUCCCCUAUGUGGUUUUGUAAAGAACUGUCCUCAUAGGUGAGAUUGAAAGGCCAUCAGAUGUACUUCAGCACCAAUGUGUCUUACUUUAUAGAAACUUUGUUAAUGUAUUAAUGAUGUUAUUAAAUACUGUUCAAGAAGAACAAAGUUUAUGCAGCUACUGUCCAAACACAAAGUGGCAGCCAGUUGGUUUCGAUAGGUUGCCUUUGGGGAACCUUUGGGGAAAUUUCUACCACUGCCCUUUUUUUUUUUCUUACUGUUUUAUUACAAACUUACAAAAGAAAAUACCCCGUGUAUAACCCUGUUUUAUACAAACUAGUUUCGUAAUAAAACUUUUUUCUUUUUCUACAAAUGAAAA
Capra hircus (goat) is the source of this 2437-nucleotide messenger RNA. It is a transcript of the gene ASCL1, whose product is annotated as achaete-scute family bHLH transcription factor 1. The coding region runs from base 583 to 1242 and encodes 219 amino acids. The transcript is spliced from 2 exons. The record is from RefSeq and is a predicted model, not a curated record. Gene Ontology annotation, biological process: neuron differentiation; regulation of neurogenesis; positive regulation of transcription by RNA polymerase II. Gene Ontology annotation, molecular function: DNA-binding transcription factor activity, RNA polymerase II-specific; RNA polymerase II transcription regulatory region sequence-specific DNA binding; protein dimerization activity. NCBI's taxonomy places the organism in Eukaryota, Metazoa, Chordata, Mammalia, Artiodactyla, Bovidae. Gene Ontology annotation, cellular component: RNA polymerase II transcription regulator complex.